Vicia villosa (hairy vetch) is the source of this 2055-nucleotide messenger RNA. RefSeq lists its product as uncharacterized. Lineage: Eukaryota; Viridiplantae; Streptophyta; Magnoliopsida; Fabales; Fabaceae. The record is from RefSeq and is a predicted model, not a curated record. Bases 1 to 2055 code for a protein of 684 amino acids. The transcript is spliced from 6 exons.
AUGGCUGGAUCCAAAGCUACUCGUUAUGUUGUUGCUCGAGAAGUUGUCGUUGUUGCUGCAAUUCAAGCAUUGAUCAAUCAACCACCUAUACCUCCACCUUCUAAGAAAAAUGUUGCAAAUCCAAAAGUGGAGGUCGAUGGAAUCAAUGUAAAACUUGCUGAAAGUUGGAUUCUUCCUGACUUCAAUGCUAGCAAUGUUGUGUUGAUCCCUAAGAAGCAUGAUUUGUUAGCUACUAUUCUUCCCUCUCUUAUUUCUAAAGAGCAAAAAGAUUUUAUUGCUGGCAGAAACAUCAAGGAUGGAAUUUGUCUCACUUCUGAGGUCAUAAACAUUCUUGGUAAUAAAAGCUUUAGUGGGAAUGUGACUCUCAAAAUAGAUAUAGCCAAAGCUUUUGACACCCUCAACUGGGACUUUAUCCUCAAGACCUUGGACUGCUUGGAUUUAAUAACAAAUUAUUGCUCUAAUGGGGUGAGACAAGGAGAUCCUCUCUCACCCCUCCUAUUCUGCCUUGCUGAAGAUGUUCUCAGUAGAGGCUUAACUGAGCUUGUCUCCAACAACAAGUUGAAUCUCAUCCAAGCUAACAGAAAUUGUUGUGUUCCUUCUCAUACCUUCUUUGCAGAUGAUAUAAUGAUCUUCUACAGAGGGGACAUUAAGUCUCUUAACUCUAUUUCUUCUCUUCUAAAAGACUAUGACAUCAAUUCUGGCCAGAUUUGCAACAGUUCUAAGUCCAUUAUUCAUGCUGGUGGACUCUCUUUGGCAAGGCAUUGCAGACUUGCUGAGAUAGUUGGUUUUACCAUAGCUUAUCCUCCCUUUGUUUAUCUGGGAUUUCCUAUCUUUGUAGGCAAACCUAAAGCAAUUCAUUUUCUUUCUCUUGCAGGUAAAAUCAGGAUGAAGGUAGCUUCUUGGAAGGCCAAGCUCCUUUCUAUGGCAGGCAGGGUGCUAUUGGUGAAGACUAUAAUCCAAAGCAUGAUGGUGCACAAUAUUGCCAUUUAUGACUGGCCAUCUAGUGUCAUCAAAAGCAUUGAAGCCAGCUCAAGGAAUUUCAUAUGGAGUGAAAAUGUGGAUCAAAAUAAGCUAGUUAUUGUGUCUUGGAAGAAGUGUUGCAGUAAAACAACUGAAGGAGGUCUUGGUAUCAUCUCUUUGAAUCACUAUAACAAAGCCACCAACCUUUACCUUUGCUGGCAGUUUCUUAACAAGGAUAAAGCUUGGUCUAAUAUGUUAAUUGGAGAGCCUCUGGCUUGUAAGUUUAAUAUUCCUGAGAAAUUUCAUGCCACCCUCACUCCUAAGGUGGCUGACUUUUGGAUGAACAACCAAUGGACUUUUCAUGAUAACAUUCUCCUUGCAAGGCCUAAUCUACUUGCUUCAACUUCAGGAUUUUACAUUUCUGAGUUAGACAAGGAGGAUACCUUGGUUUGGAAGAAUUUGGAAAAUGGCAUUCUCACAAUCAAACAUGCCUAUAGUUUCUUGAAACAUGCUGUCACUGAAAAAUGGGAUUCCUUCCCUUGGGACAUUGACUCUGCCCCAGCUCAUUCAAUGAUUUGCUGGAGACUCCUACACAACAAAAUGCCCACAUAUGAGAAUUUACAGCUAAGAGGUUUCUUCUUCCCUUCGCAUUACUCUCUAUGUUGUGGACAUAUUGAAACCUCUACACAUCUGUUCUUUGAGUGUCAGUUUGCUGUCUCCAUUUGGAAUUGGCUAAGUGCAAUUAUAUCACUUCCCAUGCCUAUCAAUUGUUUCUCUGACUGCUGCCUUGUGUUGAAGAAGGCCUGGAAUCCCCAAGCUAGGGUUGUGGUGAAGGCUAGUUUGGUUUACACUUUUUACCUGAUUUGGCAGGCGCGUAAUCUGCAGAGGUUUGAAAACAAAAGCACACAUUGGAAGAACUACAAUAUUAACAUCAUGGUUAGAGCUAAACUUGUGGGAAAUUUAACUAAGAAGAAGAAUGAUGAUUGUAUGCUAAGUUUCUCCUUCCUUAAGUGCUUGCGCGUUUCUGUGGAGCCUCGUGUGCCUUUUACUUACCAUGGAUGUUAUAAGGUGCCCUCCUCUCAAUGGUUGGAUUAA